Messenger RNA from Panicum virgatum (switchgrass), 812 nucleotides. RefSeq names its product condensin-2 complex subunit H2-like. The record is from RefSeq and is a predicted model, not a curated record. Gene Ontology annotation, biological process: meiotic chromosome condensation; mitotic sister chromatid separation. Gene Ontology annotation, cellular component: nucleus; condensin complex. The transcript is spliced from 4 exons. NCBI's taxonomy places the organism in Eukaryota, Viridiplantae, Streptophyta, Magnoliopsida, Poales, Poaceae. Bases 1 to 606 code for a protein of 201 amino acids. Gene Ontology annotation, molecular function: chromatin binding.
AUGGCUUUUAUGAAUGCUCUCCUUGCCAGCAUAGCUGAGGUUGAACAGCAGAGUGAGAUGGAUACUCGAGUUUCGACGUGGAAAGAAAGAAUUGAGCAUGCCUUGGAAGAGCAGGAUAAAAAUCCACCUUUUGAUAUCGGUUCAUACGGAGAACAAAUCCUUGACACGCUUUCAAGUAGAGACAAUACGGGGAUUGCAUCUUUUAGUGAGAUUGUUAGUGGCAGACCAAAGUAUGAGGUUGCACGAACAUUCUCUGCCCUGCUCCAGCUGGUGAAUGGCAGAAGUGUUGAUCUGGACAAAGGACAAGCCACGAAUGAGCUGGUGUGUUACACAGUCGAGAAUCCAUUCCAUGUAAAGGUCAUCGGUCCCAACCGGAGGCCAGAAAUGGAAGCACGCUUUGCACGGAAGCGAGGGAAGUCCCCACUGCAAAAUCCUGGCCAAAGUGGUGAGUCCUCCCUGGCGCAACAGGAGUCCCUGAAGAAACCAUCGCAUAAAAAUGGCAAGAUUCCAGUCAAUACAGCUAUCAGGCUGACUCCUGAUGGCAAGCGAAGGCGAAAGUCAGCUGCUCACCUAAUGCAGCCGAUCAACCUGGAAUCCAGCAGGUGAAUGGACUGUAACCUCAGAUUGUGAUUCUUGUUGUAACCUCAGUGGCAGGGUGGGCUGUAACCUGUAAGUUAUGACUUAGGCCUAGGUAGCGGGUGUACAUGUAUAUUAGUUCGUUGUGCUGUUAUGUAGGUACGCUAUCAGCCCCAAGUGUAAUGUUAACAGGGCAAGAUUUGUUGACGGACUUGCCCUUUUAUACCGGGACGACA